Molecule: messenger RNA, 1594 nt
Organism: Delphinapterus leucas (beluga whale)
Lineage: Eukaryota; Metazoa; Chordata; Mammalia; Artiodactyla; Monodontidae
Gene: PROKR2
Product: prokineticin receptor 2
Biological process (GO): neuropeptide signaling pathway
Cellular component (GO): plasma membrane
Molecular function (GO): neuropeptide Y receptor activity
Source: RefSeq, a predicted model, not a curated record
CAUGGCAGCCCAGAAUGGAAACACUAGUUUUGCAGCUAACUUCAGUAUACCCCAAGACCAUGCCUCCUCCCUCCCCUUCAACUUCAGUUAUGGUGAUUACGACCUCCCUCUAGAUGAGGAUGAGGAUAUGACCAAGACUCACACCUUCUUUGCAGCCAAGAUCAUUAUCGGGGUGGCACUUGUGGGCAUCAUGCUGAUUUGUGGCAUUGGCAAUUUUGUCUUUAUCACUGCCCUUGCCCGCUAUAAGAAGCUGCGCAACCUCACCAACCUGCUCAUUGCUAACCUGGCCAUCUCCGACUUCCUGGUGGCCAUUGUCUGCUGUCCCUUCGAGAUGGACUACUAUGUGGUGCGCCAGCUCUCCUGGAAGCACGGCCAUGUGCUCUGUGCCUCUGUCAACUACCUGCGUACCGUCUCACUCUAUGUCUCCACCAAUGCCCUGCUGGCCAUCGCUAUCGACAGAUAUCUCGCUAUCGUUCACCCCUUGAAACCACGGAUGAAUUAUCAAACAGCCUCCUUCCUGAUCGCUUUGGUCUGGAUCGUAUCCAUUCUCAUCGCCAUCCCAUCAGCCUACUUCACAACGGAAACCGUCCUCUUUAUUGUCAAACACCAGGAAAAGAUCUUCUGCGGCCAGAUCUGGCCAGUGGACCAGCAGCUCUACUAUAAAUCCUACUUCCUCUUCAUCUUCGGCAUCGAGUUCCUGGGCCCGGUGGUCACCAUGACCCUGUGCUACGCCAGGAUCUCCCGGGAGCUCUGGUUCAAGGCAGUCCCUGGUUUCCAGACGGAACAGAUCCGGAAGCGGCUGCGCUGCCGCCGGAAGACGGUGCUGGUGCUCAUGUGCAUCCUCACGGCCUACGUGCUGUGCUGGGCGCCUUUCUACGGCUUCACCAUCGUGCGCGACUUCUUCCCCACUGUAUUCGUGAAGGAGAAGCACUACCUCACAGCCUUUUAUGUCGUCGAGUGCAUCGCCAUGAGCAACAGCAUGAUCAACACCGUUUGCUUCGUGGCCGUCAAGAACAACACCAUGAAGUACUUCAAGAAGAUGCUGCUGCUCCACUGGCGGCCCUCCCAUGGCGGGAGCAAGUCCAGCGCUGACCAUGACCUCAAAGCCAGCGGCCUGCUGGCCACAGAAGAGGUGGAUUGUAUCAGGCUGAAGUGACCCACUGGUGUUUCGUAAUUGAAAAUCCAAAAGCCAGUACUUAGAGCACAAUUCACCAAUAACCAAGUUCACAGACUGCUUGGGGAAAGGGCAACUGUGUUCACACCUCACUGCUCUCAAGGAGCUGGAUGCUUCUGGAGUCAUAAAAUGUGAUGCAACUAGACACAAACCACAGCAGCUGACAUUUACUGAUAGCUGCUCAACACCUACUGUGUGCACAACCACACCAGCGAGAUUAGAUAAGGGCAACAGGAGCUGACAUUUACUGAUUACCUACCGUGCAAAAAUAUUUAAAUAGCAAAAUGAAAUGGCAGAAGCCAUUGGAGUCAUUAAGCUAUAUCCAGAUAUUUAGGUGGUCAAACAGAGGCCACAGAUGGUUAUCUAGACUCAUUCUUCAUCUUCCCUCAUUUUAUAUCUGGCCAGUGCAGGAAAGUCAAA